Molecule: messenger RNA, 543 nt
Organism: Hippopotamus amphibius kiboko
Lineage: Eukaryota; Metazoa; Chordata; Mammalia; Artiodactyla; Hippopotamidae
Gene: RGS8
Product: regulator of G protein signaling 8
Exons: 5
Coding region: 1-543 (180 amino acids)
Source: RefSeq, a predicted model, not a curated record
AUGGCCGCUUUACUGAUGCCACGCAGGAACAAAGGGAUGAGGACUCGACUGGGAUGCCUGUCUCACAAGUCUGACUCAUGUAGUGAUUUCACAGCUAUUCUUCCCGACAAACCCAACCGUGCUCUAAAGAGACUAUCCACAGAAGAAGCUACGAGGUGGGCAGAUUCCUUUGAUGUGCUUCUCUCCCAUAAGUAUGGGGUGGCUGCAUUCCGCGCCUUCCUGAAGACGGAGUUCAGUGAGGAGAACCUGGAAUUCUGGUUGGCCUGUGAGGAGUUCAAGAAGACCAGGUCAACCGCAAAGCUGGUCUCCAAGGCCCAUAGGAUCUUUGAGGAGUUUGUGGAUGUGCAGGCUCCGAGGGAGGUAAACAUAGACUUCCAGACCCGAGAAGCCACGAGGAAGAACAUGCAAGAACCAUCCCUGACUUGCUUUGACCAAGCCCAGGGAAAAGUACACAGUCUCAUGGAGAAAGACUCUUACCCCCGGUUCCUGAGGUCCAAAAUGUACUUAGAUUUGCUGUCCCAAAGCCAGAGGCGGCUCAGCUAG